Messenger RNA from Trichophyton rubrum CBS 118892, 681 nucleotides. RefSeq lists its product as uncharacterized. The transcript is spliced from 2 exons. The record is from RefSeq and is a predicted model, not a curated record. Lineage: Eukaryota; Fungi; Ascomycota; Eurotiomycetes; Onygenales; Arthrodermataceae. Bases 1 to 681 code for a protein of 226 amino acids.
AUGGCGGGCAAUUCUACAGAACUUAAGCACUACGCCAUUAUUCUGUUUGAAGGUUUCCAGGCCCUCGACGUCUUCGGCCCUCUUGAUGCUCUUAAUAUUACUUCUCUCGACAACGGCAUCAAACUUUCUGUCAUUGCGCCAACGUUGAACCCGGUGAGCACGAGGCCGCCUCCGCUGCCCAUUGUCAACCUAAAGCCAGGAUGGGGCUUCUCUGAAAGCGUGGUUCCUACACACACCUACGACGAUCCGCCCACAGACAUUGAUGUUCUCAUCGUUCCGGGUGGCCUGGGUACCAGUCACUGCGUCAACAUCGAGCCAACCGUCAAGCUUGCUCGCAAGCUAUACCCGGAGGUUAAAUAUUUGUUUAGUAUCUGUACGGGCUCAAAAGUUCUAGCUGAAGCGGGUCUCCUUGAUGGAAAGAAAGCAACGACCAACAAGAGGAGGUAUGAGGAGACGACAAGGCCGUACCCUCAGGUCCAGUGGCAGAGAAGCGCUCGAUGGGUGAUUGAUGGAAAUAUAUGGACAUCCUCCGGUAUCAGUGCGGGUACUGAUGCCAUGCUUGCCUUUAUUGGGAUGGUUUAUGGCCGGGAAUAUGCACAGGCAAUAGCAAAAAGGAUGGAAUACCGUUGGGUAGAGGAUCCUACAGAUGACCCAUUUGCUGCCCCAGAACCGAGCUCCUGA